AAACAAAAAUGGUGUCAAAGAGAACAAAUGACCAGGUUAAGGGCCUAACCUGGCCUAACCCAGAAAGCGGUUGUUGCAAGAAGAGACGAAUGCAGCAAAUGCAACCGUAGCUGAAGGGAGAGAGAGGCGUAAAGACGCGGCCAUUGAUUCUUGUUAGGCCCUUAUGGUCCUUGAAAGAGCUUGGAAUGGAGCAUUGGCAUUUUUUGUAAACAACGUAAAGGAAAGAAGCAGACGGGAGCUCGUUGCAUACGCUCGUUGCUCGAGCGUUCAAUCAGGUUGAACAUAGAGCUUUGAGAGUAGGAGAGGUCUGGAGCGAUGGGGACGGAUCGACGAGCAAAGAACCCUGUGCAGGCGUUUGUGUGGUGGGUGAAAAAGCAGCCCCCCAAAGUGAAGGCGCUCCUAGGGACCCUUGCGGGGAUUGUUGCUCUGAUCUUUCUGAGGUUGGUUGUGGAUGACCAUGACAACCUGUUUGUGGCGGCGGAGGCUAUUCAUGCGGUGGGAAUCGCUGUCCUGAUCUACAAGCUCAUGAAGGAAAAGACAUGCGCAGGCCUGUCUCUGAAGAGCCAGGAGCUGACGGCGAUCUUCUUGGCGACGCGGCUCUACUGCAGCGUGGUCAUGGAGUACGACAUCCACACGAUCCUGGACUUGUGCACUUUCGCGACCACCGGAUGGGUCAUCUACAUGAUGCGCUUCAAGCUCAGGGCCACGCUCAUGAACGACCUCGACAACCUCAAGCUCUACUAUGUUCUACUUCCGUGCCUGGCGCUGGCGGCUCUGGUGCAUCCAAGCACGAGCCACAACCUGGUGAACCGGAUACUGUGGGCCUUCUGCGUCUACCUCGAGGCGGUCAGCGUGCUGCCACAGCUGCGGGUGAUGCAAAAUACCAAGGUGGUAGAGCCUUUCACCGCGCACUACGUCUUUGCGCUCGGCAUCGCAAGGUUCCUCAGUUGCGCGCACUGGGUGCUGCAGGUGAUUGACGGGAACAGCUUCCUGCUGACGGUGCUGGGCACGGGGCUUUGGCCGGUCGCGGUGCUGCUAAGCGAGAUCGUGCAGACCUUCAUUCUGGCGGACUUCUGCUACUACUACGUCAAGAGUCUCGUGGAGGGUCAAAUGAUGGUCCGGCUACCAUCAGGCAUUGUCUAAAGGGUUUGGAAAGACGAGAGAAACAGAAUUUUGGGGCGACAUUGAGGAAAAGCAGAACUUUGUAGGGGUUCGCCGUCUGCCUGUGCUGAAAUGUUGAGAAACUUGGUCUUGAACGUGGAUCGACUUUCGAAGACAUAUCCGAGCUACUUUUGCGGAAUCCAUCACAAAGUCGGGAACUCAUACAUUUGCCACCUGUCAACUUUGCAGCACAAUUGAAGGCCAAAUGCUUGUCCGGCUACCCACAUAGGCGAAAGUCGGGAUAUGGUAGAUCGGGCUAGCUUUCCCAUCACGAGGUACGUAGGACGAGAUUGCCUGCCUAAAAAAGUUUGAAACUACUACGGACGAGAGAAUGAAAUGCUAGUCUGGCUUCAGUUAACGUCACUUGAAACCAUCGACACGGGUGCCUACCGAAUCACACGAUUCUUGAAUCAUGCGAACAUUUAUUGAGGGUCACGAUCACAG
This is a messenger RNA of Klebsormidium nitens, 1605 nucleotides long. NCBI's taxonomy places the organism in Eukaryota, Viridiplantae, Streptophyta, Klebsormidiophyceae, Klebsormidiales, Klebsormidiaceae. The record is from the annotation of a GenBank genome assembly.